Messenger RNA from Anopheles moucheti, 6181 nucleotides. RefSeq names its product serine/threonine-protein kinase N (gene Pkn). Gene Ontology annotation, molecular function: protein serine/threonine kinase activity; small GTPase binding; ATP binding. Gene Ontology annotation, biological process: signal transduction; protein phosphorylation. Lineage: Eukaryota; Metazoa; Arthropoda; Insecta; Diptera; Culicidae. The transcript has 12 exons. The record is from RefSeq and is a predicted model, not a curated record. Bases 1169 to 5077 code for a protein of 1302 amino acids.
UCCAUUUCUAAUUUAUUUAGUUUGUCUCGCGUGUGAUCCCUCAAUCUUUACACUUCUGAUAAUUUCUGUAAGAUAGCCUACUACUGGGUCAGUGAUAGAGACAAUCGUGGGAAUACGAAUACGCCCGUGGUGUGUUGGCGUAGUUCAUUCACAAUUGGAGAUUCCUGUUCGUCGCCGUCGUGUGUUCUCGAAUGGAACCUUGUGUAUCACACACACUCACCUACACGCACUCGAAUCAGACCUUACCGCGGUAAGGGCUCACUGUUGUUUCGAACGCAACAAACGUCCAGUUUGUUAGACCGCCAUUGGAAGAUUACGUUGCAGCAUAAGAGAGUUGUUUUUUCAAAUCAAUUGCAGCUGUUUGAAAGGCCAAUAGCAAACAUAUCGCUGUGGUUAGGGUGUGUAGCAGUGGCUAGUGCUUAGGAAACGCACCAAAAAACAGACGUUUUUUCAAUCAGAGUGGCAACGCAACCUGUACCCAAACUACCUUGAUGUGUAUCAAAACGCAUUGGAGUAUAUGAAUGUGUGCGCGUGUGUGUGUGUGCAAAUGAUAGUAUGUACGAGUGUGUGCAGAGGUUUGCGAUGGUCGUUGUGAACUUGUGGUGUUGUCCAAUUGUGCAGGUAGUGAGAAAAAACUAAAAAGUGUGUUGCUGCUCGAUCCGAUCCGGAUCCGGAAAUUCCAUUUUCCAUACCUUGGUACCUCUGGAUGUCGGAGAUCGAAUGAAAAGAUCCCCGCUUGGCCUCGAUUUUCCCCUCGAACAAUUCAGUGUGACGUUUACAUUUCGCUAACGUUGUAAGAAAAGAUGAAACAGAGCGAAACAGUGUGUGCGAGAAAGAAGAGUGAGUACUAUCGCGAUCGCGCUUGAUCGUGUAUCCGAAAACAAAAAGAAAUGAAUUAUAAUCGACCUUUUUGCACUUUAUUGAAAUCGGGCGUAUAAGUUACUGUGAGUUGGGUGUGCAUGUGUACGUUAAAUUAGUUUUGUAACAUAAAAAAACUUAUCUAACCACUUAUGCGGAUCAUAUAUGUUAAACGGUUCAGUUCAAGUGUGUUUUUGUGCGUGCAGUGCGGUGGAAUUCUCGGGUAAAGCGAGAGAGAAAUCAAGUGACCGAUUAAGGAGUGAACGUGACAGAGUAUCCGCAGCAACUCGGAAACAACACUCAUCUCAAAAUGGCGGAUUCAUAUUAUCAGGGCGACUACAUCAAACAUCCUGUACUGUACGAGCUGAGCCACAAGUAUGGCUUGCCGGACAAUGUGUCCGACCAUCUACUACCCGAUCGGCUUGAGGAGAUUAAGGAGGCAAUCCGUCGUGAAAUCCGCAAAGAACUUAAGAUUAAGGAGGGGGCCGAGAAACUGCGUGAAGUCGCUACGGAUCGCCGUUCGCUAUCCGAUGUUGCAUCGAUUGUUAAGAAAAGCAACAACAAACUGGCCGAACUCAAGUCAGAACUGCACGAGUUGGAAAGCCAAAUAAUCCUCACUCAAGGGAAUAGUGUCAGCAAUAAUGGGGGCCAUGAUCCCAUUUUAUCCACAGUCAUACCGAGUGGACCACAAUUAACCGCUAACGAUAAACUACUCAUUUCACUCGAGAAGCAGCUUAGCAUUGAAACGAAGGUGAAAAACGGUGCCGAAAACAUGAUCCAAUCGAUCUCUGGUGGUCACCAUGGUCGCGAUAAGAAACUGUUAGCAGAGGCACAUCAAAUGUUGGCUGACUCGAAAGCAAAAAUAGAAUACCUGCGGCUAAAGAUCCUAAAAGUGCGUCAAAAUAAACUAAAUUGCAAAGUUUCGGAAGAAAAUGGCGGAGAAUCAACGACAGCGAUCAAACAACCUCAAGAACUUGAAACGUCACUGGAUGAUCGAAUUGAGGAGCUGCGUCAUCGACUUCGUAUCGAAGCGGCUGUCGUUGAUGGAGCGAAGAACGUUAUCCGUACGCUCCAAAGUACAAAGACGAUUGAUAAAAAGGCACUGCAAGAGGCUCAAGGUCGUCUAUCGGAUUCAUCUCGCAAACUAGACCUGCUGCGGAAGGCAUUAGAUCUACGGCGACUGGAACUUCCUCCCGAUUGUCCCACAGCACAACAGCUAAAAGCAGAACUUCAAAAUGUACAAGCAUCCAGCCCUGGUCCCGUGCAGUACACUAUGCGUAACUCCUUUCGGGGAAGUGCACAGGGUCGGCCAACGCAGAGUCAUCAAUCGUUUAUUCGGUGUGCCACCGUCACCGGUAAGCUGGAAGUACGUCUAAUGGGCUGCCAAGAUUUGUUGGAAGACGUGCCUGGUCGAUCGCGACGUGACAAGGAUGCUGGUUCAUCCAGUCCGGGUGAUCUAAAAAGUUUCGUCAAGGGUGUCACCAGCCGCAGUUCUUCGAAGAGCUACAGCGUCAAGGACGAAACGUCGUCAGACAUUAUGGCGGUGAUCAAGCUAGACAACAUCACCGUAGGGCAGACGUCCUGGCGCCCUUGUUCACAGCAGGCUUGGGAUCAGCGGUUCAGCAUCGACUUGGAUCGAUCGCGUGAACUGGAAAUUGGCGUGUAUUGGCGCGACUGGCGUUCACUAUGUGCGGUCAAAUUUUUACGCCUAGAAGAGUUUAUCGAUGACAUUCGGCACGGUAUGGCGUUACAGCUUGAACCGCAAGGUGUGCUGUUUGCCGAGAUCAAGUUCCUCAAUCCGAUGAUCUCCCGUAAACCAAAACUGCAACGUCAGCGCAUGAUCUUCAACAAGCAGCAGGUGAAGAACAUUCCUCGCGCCAAGCAGAUGAACAUCAACGUUGCCACCUGGGGUCGACUGCUGAAACGCAACACUUCGGGCAGUGCACCGACAACGUCAGUACCUGGUGCACUUACCAACACACCUUCGCUGGGAACGACGACAGCUAUUUCGCCCAUGUUAACAAGCCAGACGUCGGGAUCUUCAGUGACGACCCUUUCCACGUCGGGAUCGAUCGUAUUGUCGUACGAUCCAUUGCAGGACGAUCCUGUGGAAACAUUGGGGGAAUCGGCGGAUCAUAACGUCAUCGGCCUCGGUGGCGGUCGUCCACUCGGUAUCCACGGUGUCGGCGUAUUGCCAGAAAGUCCGUCGUCCCACUCUCUACAAAACCAGGGAACACCAACGGCGGGACGUCUUAUUCCUUCACAUCAGUCUAUCAGCACGCCAUCCAGCUUCCGACUGAAAAAGCAGCCGACACCAUUACCACGGCAAGCGACACCACCAAAAAUCGACCCCGAGUUGGAGUAUGCAUUAAGCAAAUUCGAUUUCCUUCACCAGCACGAUAGUCUUAUUGGUGUUAGUUUGUACGAUAACCAGCAGCAGCAGCAGCAGGAGCCGCCGGUACUAGCGAUAAAUAAUUAUGAUAGCAGCCAUACCACCCGUAAUGAUGUCGAUGACGACGAUGUGCCACCGUUGCCUUCGACUCCGCCGCCAGCGCUGCGUUCCGUCGGCGAAAGUCACCUGGCCGCGACACCAGUAAUAUUACAGAAGUCCCUGUCCGGUGAUUUGCUACGGCCAGUGUUGUCGAUGCCCCCACCGAUUCUUUAUGGUGGGUAUAAUCGCGACAGCUACUACAGCACCGUAUCGUCGACGGGUAGUCCGAUCGUGGAGGAACCGCCAUCACCUGCGUCAAAUCAUCAGCUUCAGCGUGCACCAUUCCCGGACGACGAUCUUAUAUUCGACAAUAUUAUUGAGAUCCUCCCGUUUGAACAGCUUACGAUCGGUGGGAAUCUGGUGCCACCACCACUGCCUCCCCAUCACCACCAACCAUCGGCAACGUUGGCAGCCCAGCAGGCAUCCCUUGCUGCCGCGGCCGCCCUUCAAGUUCAACAGCAACAACAAUUCUACCAACAACAGCAACUUUUGUUAAAGCAACAGCAACAACAGCAGCUACCGUCUGUAUCGUCUUCACUGUCGCAACAUGUUUGUCAAGCUUCGAGUUCUGCCGGUAUGGUAGACGUCGGCGGCGUUGGUGCGGUAGCAUCGGGCGCCGCAGGACCGCCAGUGAAUCGUCGCGCGGGUCCAGCAGCUCGUACCCUUCAGUACCGAGAUAGUGCAUACGAAAGUCGCCGACAGUCACAAGCACAGGUCGGCGCAGGUAUGUGCAUGGACAGCUUCCAGCUGCUGAGCGUACUCGGUCGUGGCCACUUUGGCAAAGUAAUACUUGCGCAGUAUAAAAAUACUGGUGAAUAUUUCGCCAUCAAGGCGCUGAAGAAGGGUGAUAUAAUUGCGCGCGACGAAGUGGAAUCGUUGUUGAGCGAGAAGCGCAUUUUCGAAGUCGCCAACACAAUGCGUCAUCCAUUCCUGGUGAACCUGUUCUCUUGCUUCCAGACAGAUCAACAUGUCUGCUUCGUGAUGGAGUAUGCGGCCGGUGGUGAUCUGAUGAUGCACAUUCACACAGACGUCUUCUCGGAACCGCGUGCCGUCUUCUAUGCGGCCUGCGUUGUGCUCGGUUUGCAGUAUCUGCACGAAAGUAAAAUUAUCUACCGUGAUCUCAAGCUUGACAAUCUUCUGCUGGAUACGGAAGGUUAUGUAAAGAUCGCGGAUUUUGGUCUCUGUAAAGAGGGUAUGGGAUUUGGAGAUCGCACUGGUACGUUUUGCGGGACGCCCGAAUUUCUGGCACCAGAAGUGCUCACCGAAACUUCCUAUACCCGGGCAGUCGAUUGGUGGGGCUUGGGUGUGCUGAUCUUCGAAAUGCUCGUUGGAGAGUCACCAUUUCCAGGCGAUGAUGAGGAGGAAGUGUUCGAUUCGAUUGUAAACGAUGAGGUUCGCUAUCCAAGGUUCUUGUCGCUGGAAGCAAUCGCGAUUAUGAGAAGGUUGCUGCGCAAGAAUCCAGAACGCCGACUCGGUUCAUCAGAGCGUGAUGCCGAAGAUGUUAAACGUCAAGCCUUCUUCCGUAACAUCGUCUGGGACGAUCUAUUGCUCAGAAAGGUGAAACCGCCGUUUGUGCCAACGGUUCGCUCACCGGAAGAUGUUUCCAACUUUGAUGAGGAGUUUACGUCCGAAAAGCCAGCCCUAACGCCGCCGAAAGAUCCACGUGCACUUACAGACAUCGAGCAAACUUACUUCAAGGACUUCACAUACAUGGCCGAUUGGUGUUGAAAACUGGGUAAGCUAACUAAGAGCCUAUCUAACUGGCGAAACAGGGGCAAAUCCCUUCGUCGUUUGGCAACUGUAUCGUUUGUUAAUAGUUUAUAGAUUAGAUGAAAACCGAAAACAGAUAUGAAUAAAGUAUAUCGGCUCAAGGUGUAUCUGUUUCUACGGGAUUAAAAGUAGAAUAAAGUACCACACAGGCAUUAGAAUUUGUGUGCAAAGGUCGGGACAGAGGAGAUCGCAGAACUGUGUGUGGUCUCUAACAGAGAAAAGGAUAAGGAUAUGCAACUAUGAGUGCGUGUGUGUAUGUGUGCCUUUAAUCUGAAAAAGAGAGUCACAAAUUGCUGUUUUAUGCUGUUAGGGCUAGAUAGUUAGGGAAUAAAAUAAAUUAACAAUUGCAAGCAAGUUUAACUGUAAGCAAGUAGCAGUAGUAUUGACACAACAGACGGACACAUCAACGGGAGAUCUCGUUCAGUAAGAUGAUGUCAAUCUUGGGAUAGCAGUGGUCAAUAGAAGAGAUCACUAAACAAAAUGGGAUGCAUUGUUUUGUUUACUAAUACUGACAUACACUGACUUAUUUUACAGCACGUAUAAAAUAAACGAUUCCACACGGAAGUUUUUGUUUCCAUGUUGUGCGAUAUCCUGAGGUUAACAUUUUUUAUCAUGUUCGCAGAGCAUUCAGUUCGAAUGGCACUCAUCGAAAUUUCGAAGUAGAGAGAAUGCGUUAAUAAUGAGGUAAAGGUAUAAGAAAUUUUCCCGAGCGAAGCUAGAAAUAACAUAUAAAUAGACUGAAAAAUGGCAUGCAAAAUCAUAUAUGUGAGUAACACAAUAUUUUACGAAGCAAUAGCAAAACAACACCCAAAACAAUAUCGCAAAGAGGGGAUAAAGCACUAAAAGAGAAUUUGCAAGCUAUUGCAACAUUGUUGCUAACAAACGAAGAUAGAUAGACGAAUUAGAGUUAUAUUUUCGCCUUUGUCAACGAGCCCUUGUUUUCGUUGCGCAAAAUCAAGCGUCAGUGCUGCGUGAAUUGUGCAACAAAUUUUUCAGGAAUAGCAAAAGGCUUAUACAAAAGGUAUAAAAAUAAAAAUAUGAAGGUACACAAAGGUACGCAAA